This is a messenger RNA of Ostreococcus lucimarinus CCE9901, 939 nucleotides long. RefSeq lists its product with no specific name. Gene Ontology annotation, molecular function: protein binding. The record is from RefSeq and is a predicted model, not a curated record. Bases 1 to 939 code for a protein of 312 amino acids. Lineage: Eukaryota; Viridiplantae; Chlorophyta; Mamiellophyceae; Mamiellales; Bathycoccaceae. The transcript has a single exon.
AUGCCCGCCCUCGCGCGCGCCGUCCUCCCUAACCUCGCGCACGCGCGACGCGCGCGACGCUCGCGCACCGCGCAGCGCUCGAGCUCCGAACGGCGCGCGGACGACGCGAUAAUCGCCUCCAAACCCGUCGUCGUGAGCAGCAAUCCAGCAAACAACGCGUCGAAAGCGCUGCUGCAGGAGGUCCGGCGCGCGCUCAUUCCCACCGGUGCCGACGCGGCGAAGGUGCUGAAGGCGACGCAGAGGUUUCAAGAAGCGUUCGAGGCGGGCGAAGACUUCGAGACGACGGUCGCGAAGGCGCUGGGGUACUCGAGCUUGGCCGAAGCGCCCGAGGCGCAGCGAAAGUACGCGGAGAAAAUCGCGGAGAAGUUGGAGUCAAACGCGAGAACGCUGCGAGGCGAGAUCGAGAGCGCGACGAAAAUGUAUGAUUCUGGGGUGUAUGCGUACGGUCGUGGUAUGUACGACGACGCGGUGAAGUGGUUUAAGGCGGCCGAAGACGAGACUAGCGAGACGAGUCUACUCGGCGGACGGAUUCAGAUUUACAAGGCGCUCGCGCUGGAUGCGUACGGCCAAGGGGAUAAGGCGUUGGAGAUUUACAAGUACCUGGAGAGCGUACAUCCGGAGAAGUCUAUUCGGAAGCAGGCGGAGGAGUUGCGGUUCAUUCUUGAAGCGCCGAAAAUGGAGAUUGCGGCGAACGAACGCGUGGAGGUGCCGUUGCUGCGCGAUCCAGAUUCGUUCGCUCCGUACAGCGAUAAAUGGUCGACCGGUGCCAAGGCGAGCGCAUCCGGUGGGCGAAAGAAGCGAGAAAAAACGUUGGAAGAGCAGUACGGUCAAGAGGCGCGCGAAAAGUUCGACUACGAAAAACUGAGGCUGGGCUUACAAAUCUGCGGCGGCGUCGCCAUAGCGUGCGGUGUUGCGUGGUACUCGACGACGCUGCGCUGA